Molecule: messenger RNA, 5346 nt
Organism: Bombina bombina (fire-bellied toad)
Lineage: Eukaryota; Metazoa; Chordata; Amphibia; Anura; Bombinatoridae
Gene: SMG7
Product: SMG7 nonsense mediated mRNA decay factor
Exons: 24
Coding region: 325-3891 (1188 amino acids)
Biological process (GO): nuclear-transcribed mRNA catabolic process, nonsense-mediated decay
Cellular component (GO): telomerase holoenzyme complex
Molecular function (GO): telomeric repeat DNA binding; telomerase RNA binding; protein binding
Source: RefSeq, a predicted model, not a curated record
CCGGAGGGGAAGGUGUUGAGUGGGACUCUCCAGGGGGUUUUUGGUUGUCAGAGGGACGGGAGGUUGUAAGGUCCGGGGCCCCGAGCUCUCAGGCACAGGGGGCCCGGAGAAAUGGCUGUGUUGCUACGGAUCCUGAGCCUGUGACCGGACUUGAUUGCUUCCGAGGAGGAUGAGCCUGCUGUGUGCGCAGUAUCUCCGCGAGCUAAAUGGCUCUAAAGGUAAAAUAUGCCUUUCUAAAAAUCUGAGUGACCUCGCAGUACUGACAUCUUGGAUAAUCUCGCCACACCAGGGAACCCAUAAAGUUGGCGUGUCCGCUGUGCAAAAAUGACAUGCUCUAAAGAACCAGCAUUGCAGGCUGAAGUCCUGAAAGCAGAUAUGUCAGAUUCCAAGCCUGGCACAGCAGAGGUGUGGACGUCCCGUCAGGCUCUUCAGGACUUGUAUCAAAAGAUGCUGGUAACUGAUCUGGAAUAUGCACUGGACAAGAAGGUGGAACAGGAUCUCUGGAAUCAUGCCUUCAAAAACCAGAUCACAACUCUGCAAGGCCAGGCGAAGAAUCGCACAAACCCAAAUCGCAGUGAGGUACAGGCCAAUUUGUCACUGUUCUUGGAGGCAGCUAGUGGAUUUUACACACAGCUUUUACAGGAGCUCUGCACUGUGUUUAACGUGGAUCUGCCUUGCCGUGUGAAGUCCUCGCAGCUAGGGAUUAUCAGCAAUAAGCAGAUUCACUGUGGGACGGUGGUGAAACCACAGUCUAGUUCCUGUUCCUACAUCUGCCAGCACUGUCUGGUUCAUCUGGGAGACAUUGCUCGCUAUAGGAAUCAGACCAGCCAAGCAGAAUCUUAUUACAGACACGCUGCUCAGCUUGUCCCUUCCAAUGGUCAGCCAUACAACCAGCUGGCUAUUCUCGCCUCUUCAAAGGGGGACCAUCUGACCACUAUUUUCUACUACUGUCGCAGCAUUGCUGUCAAGUUCCCAUUCCCCGCAGCAUCCACCAAUCUGCAGAAGGCCCUUUCCAAGGCCUUGGAGAGUCGUGAGGAAAUGAAGUCACGCUGGAGUGUAUCAGAUUUUAUCAAGGCAUUUAUCAAGUUCCAUGGGCACGUCUACCUUGCAAAGAGCCUGGAGAAAGUGAGCCCUCUCCGUGAGCAACUAGAGGUGCAGUUCAAGAACAUGCUUUUUCAGAAAGCCUUUAACUCCCAGCAACUGGUUCACAUCACAGUGAUAAACCUGUUUCAGCUACACCACCUGCGAAGUUUCGGCACUGAGGCAGAGCAGCAGACCUUCAGCAAGGAGGAGGAUCUGUGCUGGUCUCAGCUGUUAGCACUGUUCAUGUCAUUCUUGGGCAUCCUGUGCAGAAGUCCCCUAAAGACCUAUCACUGUGAGGAGACCGCCUGUGCUGAUCCACUUCCUGCAAUCAAGGUUUCCUUAGACUGGAUGAAGCUGCGUCCCACUGUCUUCCAGGAGACUGCAGUUGAGGAAAGACAGUAUGUUUGGCCGUGGCUGAUUUCACUUCUGAACAGUUUUCAUGUACUGGAAGAGGACCUUUCCAGCGCAAACUUGUUACCACUUCCAGAGGAGUUUGAACUACAGGGAUUCCUGGCUCUUCGACCAGCUUUCAGGAACUUGGACUUCUCUAGAGGUCACCAAGCCAUCACAGGAGACAAAGAUGCCCAGCACCGACAGCUGAGGCCUUUACGCCUUGUGUCCCUAGGGAAGUGGAUUUGUGAAACCCACUCUCGAUUGAUGCAAUAUCGAAGUGUUGCUGGUGAGAUCACUUUCUUCACAGAUAUCCCAGAACUUUUGAUAGAAGAUGCUGAUGAAUUAGAUGACACAUCUUCUCCAUUAGAGACUUGCCAAACUGAAAGUCAAACAAAUGAAGGAAGCCCUGGCUUAAAAUCUGUUCUCUGCACGGGUCGUAGCCCCAGUUGUGAAACAUCUGAAAAGCCAGUUGUCACCUUUAAAGAGAACAUUAAACCACAAGAGGUGAACCGGGAAAUACCAGCACGAAGCUACUCAAAGACUGUGAAUACUGGGAAAGAACAGAGAGACUUUACUAAGGGGAUGAUUUCUUCUGUCAAUAAGAAGGAUAUUAAUAACAUCAAGAGGAAAACGGAACCCAAGAAACCCAGCAAUGAGAAGAUGCCGGAUCUGGGGAAACAGAGCAUUGCAGUGCAGGUAAAGUCUCAGACGGAGUUGAGGAAAACUCCAGUGUCUGAAGCCCGGAAAACUCCAGUGACUCCGACCACAAGCCAGAGCACCAAUGCCCAGUUCAUCCCCAUCCACCAUCCUGGAGCUUUUCCUCCACUUCCCAGCCGACCAGGUUUUCCACCACCAGCGUAUGUUAUACCACCACCUGUGGCAUUUUCCAUGAGUUCCGGAUAUAAUUUUCCAGCUGGUGUUCCAGGAUCAUUCCUGCAACCUUCAUCUCACUCGUCUGCUGGGAACCAGGGUCCACCAGGAAAACCGUCCCACAUUCCUUAUAGUCAGCAGCGGCCCUCUGGCCCAGGGACUCCUAAUCAGACAGCACUUGGCCAGACACAGGCUCCGUCCAGUUCGCCCACUCAGUCCAGCUCACAGACUGCAGCACAGCUGCAGAUCCAAACAAUGGCCCAGCAACAGCAGUCUCCGACUAAACCAAUACAGUCCCUUGGGAAGAACCCCCAGCAUCAUCCUUCACUCCAGCAGGUACUAGAGUACCAGCAGACAGAUGCAUCAAAACAGCUAUGGAGCUCUCCACAGGUCUCCGGCCCAAUUGGAAAGCUGCUAUCUGUGAAGCACCCCUAUUAUAUUGAAGGGCGUGAACCUUUAAGCAUGUUGGAGCAGUGCCUACAGCACCCAGUCAUGCAGCAGCCAUUGGAGAAGAAGAUGAAGCCUUUUAACUUGGAUGCCUAUAACCAGAGCACUUCUGAUGUCAAGAUGGCAGAUUUCUACUGGGGGGACUCCUCUUACAAUAUGCCCGAUAACCGGGCACUUUUGGCACACCAGUCUCUUAACCAAAGGGGCAAGCGCCAGCCGACGGGAUACCCCUCUGGCCAGGACUCAGUUGCUAGAAUGCCCUUUGAGGAACCCAAGCGUUCCCCUCUCCUGCCCCCGGACCUGUUAAAGAGUCUGGCUGCUCUAGAGGAGGAGGAAGAACUGGCUUUCUCCCCUCCUCCUGACUUUUACCCAGCUCUGCUCGGCCCUCUGGCCUCUCUCCCCGGACGAAGCCUCUUUAAGUCUCUUCUGGAAAAGCCAUCUGAGCGGAUAUCCCAGCCCCCCUCUUUCCUCUCGCUCACUGGAUUUUCCCUCAGUCAGGAAAGAUACCCCAAUAACAGUGUGUUUAAUGAGGUGUAUGGUAAAUCACCAUGUCCUAGCACAAAGCCUGAACUAUUUCCUCCAGUGGGCCAGCAGGAGACCUCACUCUAUUCUCUGUUUGAGGGCAAGCCAUGGUCCCCAUCACUUCCAGCAAGCUCAGAUCAUUCUACACCAGCCAGCCAAUCGCCUCACUCCUCAAACCCGAGCAGCUUGCCCAGCUCACCACCCACCCACAACCACACUUCCCAGCACUUCUCCAACUUCGGACCCAUUGGCACUCCAGACAGCAGAGAUCGCCGGUGUGCUGACCGCUGGAAGUCUGACAAGCCAGCAAUGGGGAGCUUUGGGCUGGACUACCUGUCUGUGAAUGCGUCUUCUGAGAACAGUUGGCGUCCUGUAAACAACUCUGGCAGCGGCGGAAAUGCGUGGGCUGCUCAAGGUAACCCUCGAGAGGACUCUUCAGCUGCACUUAUGGAGAGCUUGAAGUCCAUUUGGUCGACUACGAUGAUGCAUCCUGGCCCUUCAGCAUUGGAGCAACUCUUGAAGCAGCAGAAGGAGAAGCAGCAGAGGGGGCAAGGAUCAUUAAACCCUCCACACUGAAAGAGAAGGGGAGAAGAACCCAGCGAUAUGGCAUGAUUAGUCAGCAGCACAGGGCAUGAUCUGUCCUGAGCCCUGAGGAGGGCAGUCCUCUCUCCCCCCUUACCGAUCUGGGGGGAGCACGUGUGGGGAAGCGUUCCGCAACUCUCACCAAAUCUGAAAACCCCCAGCCCCGCAGGCGACAAAUCACCUGACGGACAUGGCAGAAAGUUCCCAUCCAGUGGGAGCGUGGGACUUCUUGGGUUUGGGGGAAUGGGGGUAUUGUACCUCCAUCUUUAUCGUUAUUUGUGCAUGCCUCUCACAGCACCCUCGGAAUCUCUGCCUAACACAUGGAUAGCAAAAUAUCCCCCAGCAGCAAAAGGCAGGCAGGGGACAUGAGAACUUCCCCCAACAUCUGAGUUUUAAUGAGUUUUGUGGUUGUUUUUAGGUGGUGGGUGCACAAGUACACCCUCAUAUCCAAUUUACAACUGAAUGUCAGGACCUCUGUCCAUUAGAAAGGAGUAGAGGAAUUUAUCUCCUCGUUCACCAGCUUGUGCUGGCUGAAGGAGGUAUGAUUGACUGGAUGAUUAUUUUAUUCCUUCCCCAUUUAAGGGAUUUGGGUGAGGGGUCGAGUGUAUGUCAGUUAUGGAUGCUUGCUUGUUCCCAUUGAGUGUCCUUAAUCUACUUUUGUGUCUGUCUCUCCCUGCCUGCUUUAAUGUAACGUGUGUAGGUGCGUGUGUGCUCGAUGUGUUCCCCUAAUGCUGUAUACUACAGAUUGGGUACAGGCAUAUUAGAGGAGGUGCUUUUUAAGUUGAGGCAAAAAAAUAAUUAAUAAAUAGGACAGAUAGAAGAAGGCUGAACCAGCCUCACUGUUACAAUUAGAUGGCAGCUGUAGACAUUUCUUUUAUCCUGCCCCUUUGGGGAGCCCCUUUCAAAUGGCGGAGGGGUUAUAUGAGUAUAAGAUUGUGGCAAUGCAAAGCUGGGUACACGUGCCAGAGCUUAUAGCACAAUACAGUAGCAUAGCGAAUGUUGUGCCCCCCUGUAGGGCAUCCUGAAAAGCAACGCAAAUCAAUCAGCAAGCAUAUUGGGAUAUUUCUGCAGGGUGAGCAAGAUGGUAUAUGCAGCCACCACAUGUAAUCUAGAAGAAAGGAGCAGUCUCAUCUGGUUUGUCCCUUAUAGUGUGGGGGCGCGUUUGUGUAUACCAUGGGUAUCCUGAGUACCGUAGCACUUUCAGCACUUCAUGCAGCGAGUAUGCACACUGUUCGGGGCAGGACUUAUCAUUCGUAAUUUAUGAUUAUCUUUAGAAGAAAGCAGUUCUCUUUGACUGGAAAACGAGGUAGCGAGGUGUCCUUCUGGCCACGUUUACUUCAUUAAGACCCAGUAAGUGCAGAGACGUCAAUUCACUUCCUUGUGUUCUUGUGUGAGCACCGUCUGCUAGGCUCUGCUGCUUUACCAUUAAUAAACUCAUCUUCUCUACAA